GAGAAUUCCUGAAAUGGAGAGAACUGCUUUCUUCUCUAAAACAAUAUGGAUGGGAGGGCAAGACCAAAAAUGGAUAAUAGGUAGGAGAGUAUGAUCAGCUAAACCAAAAAAUUAUACAUCUGAAGCUAUCAUGUAAAGAACAUAUUGCAAAAUCUAAUAACUUCAUAGGAUCUAUUGUUUGUAUCUCAGUUGUGCAUCUGAACUUCCUUCCUUAUAUUACUUUCAGAGCACUUGGGAGAGAUUUUCAAUGGCACAGAAGGCAGUUAAGCACCAAACUCCAUUGCCUUUUUAAUGAGAGUUGAGCACCUACCUUCAUCCUGUGCCACUGUAAUGUCUAAAAAUGGAAAGUUUUAUGGUCUGAUUUUUCUGAAGCGUCAAGCAGUGAAACAUAUUUAGAGGAUUAUAUGGGAUUUUACUACAUUAAGAAUUACCUUGGAUGCCAUAGGAGCUACACAGAAGGAAGUCUCCGAUCUUGCAGUUCAUCAGACUGCUUUAGCAAAGUGAUGCCUCCAAGGAAAAAGAGGAGACCUGCAGCCGGAGAUGAUUUAUCUGCUAAGAAAAGUAGACAUGAUGGCAUGUAUAGAAAAUAUGAUUCAACUAGAAUAAAGACAGAGGAAGAAGUCUUUUCAAGUAAGAGAUGCUUAGAAUGGUUCUAUGAGUAUGCAGGGACUGAUGACGUUGUAGGUCCUGAAGGCAUGGAGAAAUUUUGUGAAGAUAUCGGAGUUGAACCAGAAAAUGUAAGUUUAUGCUUUUCCCAAAUAUGCCUAAGUCACCAAAGUGAGCCUGGUUUUUGUCUCUUAAUCUUUUAUCAUCUGAGUUUGAAAUAUUUUGAAAUGGAAAAUUGAAGAAACCAUUGUUAA
Chelonoidis abingdonii (Abingdon island giant tortoise) is the source of this 860-nucleotide messenger RNA. The record is from RefSeq and is a predicted model, not a curated record. Lineage: Eukaryota; Metazoa; Chordata; Testudines; Testudinidae.